UACCCGCGCUAUUCUCUCUUUAUGGAAAGUUCUAAAGGCUAGGGAAGACAGACCUCAGAAAAUUUCCGUGAUGUGGUCUGUGAGACUGGCAGUGAUUUUGUUGAUAAUCUGCGCCGCCCAUCAAUCAGAUGGACUUAAGUCCCUAGUAGGUUGCCUCACUGGACUACAAGCUCUUUCUGCGAAUGAGCAAAUUAUGAGACUCUUUGACACCGCUCAAUUGGCGGAGUCACUCAACGUGUUGGCAACCAACACAGAAUUCGGACCACAACUUCAGUCUUGUCUGCAAGGCGAUAGUUCACAAGAUGCACAGCAAUUAACGGCGUCCAUGUUGGAAGCCAUGGGCCAGGAGGCCUCGGCAGAUCGCACACAGUUUAUUAACAGCUUUACCGAUGCUUACAAAGAGAUUAUAGCACAGUUGAUCUCUCAGGCCAUAGAGGUUGAAAAGGCGGUCAAAGAAGUUAAUGACAAGAGAAUCGAAUUGGUCAAUACAACUAGCAUGUUCAACGAAAUAUGGAAAAACGUUAGGAAAAUUCGCUUGGAGCAAGAACGUACCCUGGAAACGUUCGACGUUUUUCUCAAGGAUUCUAUAAUGCAGAAAUCGGCCCAAAUAAGUCGUGAAGUCAGAGACGGUAACAAGGAAAAGUGGACUGUACCUAACGUUCACAGUGAGCUGGUGAAAACAAUGGACAAAGUGAAGAAGAUCAUCGCCAAAGUGUUGGUUCAUUAUGAAGGAUUUAAUAAGAUGCAAACGAUGCUGAAUGAGAUGAUAGAAAAUUACAUAGCAAGUCAGAUGUACUCAGCUUUACAAAGCACUACACUGGAGCCUAUCAUGCUCAGGGAACUACCUCUCAUUCAACGCUUUAAGAGAUUCGCCGAGCUCACAAUUAGUAAAAGUCUACGCAUUUCCACAAGACUCAUGUACGAUAGCAUGACUGUAGGGAUAGAGAAGGCCGAAGAAUACUCAACAGGGGUCAAUGAUACUCUAGAUAGCGUCGAAGAAGCAAUGAAUGGAAUUGAUUCAAUCGCGAUAACAACAUCAUGCGACAAUGCUAAAGAGUUGGCGCGUGCUGCUGGACAGAAAAUGGUCGACGAAGGAAUAAAAAGUAUCAAAGAAGGUCCAUCGAAGACUGCUGCAGCCUAUAAAGUGGAGCUGGAAAASUUUAUCAAAGAUAACGCCGUUCCCAAGAUGCAACUAGACAUCCCCCCAGCAGAUGCCUUACAAGUCAUCAUGCGAUCACUUCCGCCUAGAGAAGACAGGAAGCCCAAGUUAACAUCCGCUUACAACUACCUUGCUAAGUUCUUCGGCAAUCCCCUUGACAUAGCAACAUCAUAUACUAUAGUAAAUCCCGAUAGCAGUGGAAAUCAGGGAGGUGGAGGAGGAGGAGGAGGGGGUGGUGGUGGAUACAAUGUUGUGCAGCCCGGUGGGGGUGGAGGCGGAGGCUAUACCGUAGUCACUGUCCAGGAGGUGGCUAUACGAUCGUAA
This is a messenger RNA of Exaiptasia diaphana, 1483 nucleotides long. RefSeq lists its product as uncharacterized. The transcript has 12 exons. Lineage: Eukaryota; Metazoa; Cnidaria; Anthozoa; Actiniaria; Aiptasiidae. The coding region runs from base 71 to 1483 and encodes 470 amino acids. The record is from RefSeq and is a predicted model, not a curated record.